AUGGAGCCGGCGGAUAUAGACUGGAAUAGACUGGAAUGGCGGUUCGUGAAGGACGACCUCUACGAGCACUUCGACGCCCCCAAAUGGGUUGACUUCUCUCCUUCUCCUAAGAGCUUCUCUCCCUCCUCCGUGCCAAAAGACGAGGCCUGGUUCUGCCGCCCAGGUGAGGGCCACUCCCUCUCCUCUCUUUUCUCUCUAGAAGAAACGACUUCUUCUCCUCUCUCUCUCUCUCUCUCUCUCUCUCUCUCUCUCUCUCUCUCUCUCUCUCUCUCUCUCUCUCUCUCAUCCUCCUCCUUGCUCCAGAUUGCAGGCAUCCGAAGACGGCCGAGGAUUUCCUUCACCUGAGACCUUCCCCGACCGGAGAUCAACGCAAGGUAGCCCCCGCCACUCGAUUCCUUUCCUAGUUUCUUGUUUCUCUUCUGAUCCUCGCUGACGAGGGCUUGCUGUCUUCUUCUUCUUCUUUCGUGCCGGUGAAGGUCGGGAAGACUUUCACCUCGCCGCUGGGCGAGAGAAACUUCAACAAGAACAGCAUUCUGAGGUUCAAUCUUCUCUUCCUCGAUGAAUCUAGAGGAAGACGUGUCCUUCUGCAAUUGAUCUGAAUAUUGAUCUCUAUCUCCUCGUUCAUCAGGGAUGCGAACCUGAAGAGGAGAGGCGCCCCGCUCCCUCCCGCAGGGGAAUCCCCCAAAUCCAAGCUGCCGGGGAAGACGAAGAAGUCGCGGGAGGAUCUCGAGAACCAGGACCCCAACCUCUGCCCGGCGACCCCCGACCGGGCGACUGCGAAGAUUCUCCUUAAGGAGACGAUCAAGUCAAGCGCCGAACGGCAGGAGCCGCCGCCGUUGAGCCUCCCGGCGAGGAACCUAUUUCCCAAGAAGGAGAUUCUGACCCAGAUCUCGGAGUUCUGCAAUGAGAUCAAGAAGCUGGCAAUGCCCCGGAGGGAUCGCAACGGAGGUCACAGCGGCGAGGAACAUCAAGAUGCGACGAAUACGCUCGGGGAGAGAAAGAUCGACGGGAAGGUAGAGGAGGUAGACGGAUCCCUUCCGGUUCUCCGGGAGCAAAAGAAGGAGAGGAACACCUGGUGCGCUCCCAUCACUGCUCACCCUCUCCAUUGAAAGAUCUCCCUUUCCCUCGAUCAUCGGAACCUUCGAAAUCUCCUAAUUCGCCCUGGAAUUGCUUCUCUAACAGCAGGAAGGAGGGGAUGGAGAAUCUCAGAAUUCCACCACCAGAGCCCAUGAAAGAGGGGGUGAAACUGGGAUUGCUGCAAGAGGUCAGAUCUUGCCCCCCAACUCCGCAACGGUUUGCUUCUCCUCUGGCCUCCCAAAAGAAAACCGCCGCCACCGCCACCGCCGCCGCCUCCGUCAAGUCUGUACCGCCGGUAAGUACCUUUCUUCCCCUUCGUCGACUCGCUGCACCAACCAGGUCUACGGCCUUACAUUCGAAUCAAAAACUUUCUUAUCAGAUCCAGGGGAUACUCAGAGAAAUGGUCGAGAUAGAUAUUGACGACGAUGAUGAUGACGGCGGAGUCGAUAACGGGAUGACCCAUUCGCCUGCAAGCUCUGGAUCCAAAACCUUGGACCUCUUCUGGUUUCUGAAACCCUGCGCCUCCUACAUCUGA
Spirodela intermedia is the source of this 1612-nucleotide messenger RNA. The record is from the annotation of a GenBank genome assembly. Lineage: Eukaryota; Viridiplantae; Streptophyta; Magnoliopsida; Alismatales; Araceae.